AAAAUUAGUGGUAUCUUUUUCCAGAUUUUUUUAUUGCAUUUGAAAAUUAAAGGAUUUCCUGCACAUUAACACCGGUUUCGCAGUAGAGGAAAGAGGCAAACUUCGGCUACGCUGCACCGCUGUAGUCACCUCGACGCUUGAACAGUAGUUCUGUUCCAUUUAUAUAUUAGUACGACAUCACAUUAAUCCCUUUUUCGAUUAAAUUGCAAUCGGAAACUGUCUUCGGAGGGCAAAAGAGGAAACCCCCAGCGUAGUUCGACGUCUGACAAAGUACAAUCGGUAGCUGAUUUUUCAUCUUAAAAUAAAAUGGACCGCGCCGGAAUUAACUCCGUACGAAACGCACGACAAAGAAUUCUGGAUAUGAUCCAAACACCAGACCAAACCUUCGAGAUCCACGAAAAGACAAUCAAUAAAUUUCUCGCUGGCGAAAUAUUCGAAAAGGAGGACAUGCUUGAAGAAGCGAAAAAACAGAUGGGGACGUACAAUCACGAUUUCGAGAAGCAGUUUCGUCUAAUCGAAAAUUUUGAAAAUUUUGACGUCGCAUUGGAAGACUUUCAAAUUGAAACCGAACAACUCCACGUUCUAGUUUAUGGGAAACCAAUCAAGAGGUGGGUGAUGAUUUGCGUCGUCCAGGAGAACGUGGAGGAGAACGUUAAAACUACAGUAUUUUAUAAAGAUCCAUGCGGAGAUAAAAUUCCUUCACGAUUGUUCGAUAGACUUAAAGAAAAGUACCCCAGUGUCGAAGUUAUUAACAACGAAAUUGAACAGCAACAAGUCGACGAUGAACCUUCAUAUGGCCCUUCAACUUUACGGAAUAUUGGAAUUCUUCUCAAACAUUGGAACGAUAAGAAAAAUAAAUUAUCUGAUUUUUCUACGAUCCUAUUUCCGCUGUUGGACGAUCUCAAAAACCAACAGUUCCAAUUCGUAAUAAAAGAGAGUGACGUAUUAAAAGAAAACAAACGAUUUUUAGAAGAAUUAAAAGGAUUUCUUCGGGAACUUCCUAAGGAUCUAGCCAAACAAGUAAAACAAUACGCAGAAACAUUAGACAAUGGAUCUGAAAUAGACAUAGAAGACUUUCGUCCUUCGGAAAAUAAGAACCAAAAACAAUUUUUUUCCGAAGCUGAUAUAGAAGAGUUUCAAAAUAACUACGAAUCAAAGGACCAAGACGACCAUGGAAUAAGAAUUGAGAAAGAAUUUCCAGAAGAGAUUAAUAAACUGAACAACAUCUUUAAAAUUAUCGGGCAGAUGAAGGUUGACAAAAAUCUGCUGGCGGUUUUGAAGACAAUCAGUGAAAAAUUGGAGAUCGAUUACGAAGACCUACGAAGUUUCUAUGAGCAGCAGAUCGGACCAGCUGAACAAGAAGAAAGCGAAAGAAAACUUGCGUCAGAUGAUAUCGACGAGAUAGCCAAAAAUUUGCCCGAAAUGAGGACGGGAUCAGAAUGCAUCGACUGCGCGACAUUAGAUCAAAUAAUGGCGGAAGUCGUGAUCGGGAUGGACAAAGUGGACUCUACGACCGAAGCGGACGAAGACGACGACGACGACGACGACUAUGAGAAGAAUCACCUAAAAGCAAAAUACUUCGCCGUCGAGGAAGCGUACGAAGCCGUAUGGAAGGACAGUACCAUUACCGAUAUACACGCGUGGGCGGUGAAAACCAAAGGUCGACUAGAUACUUCGGAGGAAAGCGUCUGCGAAGCGAUCGCGAUUAUGGACCGUGCCUUCAACUUAGUAACGGGAGGCUACCGCUUGAGGAUCCCGCAAAUACUUAGUGUGAUAAUUUUUUUGCACGGCAAUCGUGUCCAAGGGCGCUUAAGUCAGAUUAAAACCGGCGAAGGCAAAACGAACAUUGUAGCACUGUUGGCCAUCGUGAAGUGUCUUCAGGGCCACACGGUAGACGUGUUGACCAGUAGUCCCAUCCUCGCACAGGAAGGCGUGGACGAAACCAGGACACUUUUGUCCGUGUUCGGUCUUACGGUCGCCACAAAUAACAGACCCACCGACGACGAGUCCAAAUACACCGGAGCCUGCUAUGAGGCCGACGUCCUGUACGGUACCAUCGGAAACUUCCAAUUCGACUAUCUGAAAGAGUCUUUGGACGGAGACGACGUCCGGCAUAAACGUAAAUUCGAUAUAGUCAUUUUGGACGAAGUCGAUUCGAUGCUAAUAGACAAUGGUGGCCACGUUGCGAAAUUGGCAAACCCCUACCCGGGAAUGGAAUGCCUUCGUUAUGUAUACUUAGAAAUAUGGAAAAAGUUGCACGACGCCGAAAACGAAUACGUUGAGGAAACGCAGCGAGAGAUCCAGAAGAUCAUCGACAGCUACGACGAUUUGAAAGAGGCCGAAGUGCGUUACGCCGAAUACGAGAAGCGUAGACUAGCGAAAGAAAGGGAAAUUCUUAAAGGGAAGAUUAGGGCAUCCGGUCCCAUAGAUAUGAGUUUCGUACCAGAACAUCUCAAAACUUACGUAUCAUCCCAGUUAGAAACGUGGAUGAAGAACGCCAUACACGCGAAAUACAGUUGCAAAGAGCACAAACAAUACCGCUUAAUAACAGAUAAAAGCGGAGAGAAGAAAAUCGCGCCGGUUGAUUACCUGAACACAGGAGUGACCAUGCGAAAUACCAUUUGGUCGAAGGGUCUCCACCAAUUCGUCCAGAUAAAGCACAAUCUCCAACUGACUUUCGAAACGUUAACAAGUAGCUUUGUGUCCAAUAUUGGGUACAUAAAACUCUACAAAUCAGAAAACAUCUAUGGCAUGACAGGAACUCUCGGUUCCAGAGCCGAGCAAGAACUACUCUCUUCCAUAUACGACGUGGAUUACGCCAAGAUACCGACUUUCAGAAGGAAGAACUUCGAAGAGCUGGCCGGAAUCGUCGUCGACGACGAAAUCUGGGCUAGCCAAGUCGCGAUCGAGAUAUUAGCGAAAACCGACGACGCUAGAGCCGUUUUAGCCAUCUUCGAGACUCAGGAUGAUCUGUUCGAAGUAGAACAUAAUCUACGCAUCCUGCAACCUGAAGGCGUCAGAAUACGUCUGUAUUCCAGCGAGGAGCACGCCGACCAAACCAAAGAAAGGGCAAACGUGGGAGAUGUUAUUCUGGCCACCAACAUAGCUGGCCGCGGAACGAACUUUAAAACUACGAAGGUAGUCGAAGGCAAUGGUGGUCUCCACGUGAUGGUCGGCUUUCUUCCCGUUAAUCUUCGCGUGGAAGGUCAAGCAUUCGGUCGGACGUCGAGGCAGGGAAACAACGGUACCGCUCAACUGAUCCUGCGUAAGAGCGAAACCGAGCAGAUCGGAAUGAAGGGCGAUGAAAAUAUCAAUUUUGUCGCGAUCAAGGAUAAGAGAGAUCAGCUAGAACGAGAGAGACUAUACCAAAUCCGCCACGGCCUGGUGAAAGAAUUGACCUUUAAGGACGAACUGUAUCGGCUCUUUGCGGAUCUUCACAGGGAGCUGAAAAGAAACAAAUCCACGGAAGAGUACGAUUAUGUAUUGAAAGAUCUGAAAGAGUUCUGGGCGAACUGGUUGGAAAAGAAGCAAUUUAGAUCGCAUAACAUCGACACAGAAGCAUCGAUCGUGUUCGAGGAAUUCAAGAAGGAGGCGAGAAGCAACAUCGAAGGAAAGAUACGCCACAAUCCGUACUAUGCCAUCGCUUUGGCGGAUUUCUUUCUGGAAAAUGGCAACACGGCCAAAGCGAAGACUUACUUAGAGACGGCAAUGGAAAUCAGCGAUGAGAAGAACGUUCCCGGCGCACACAUGAAGAUGUUCGAAGUGUACAUCGAACAGGCGAACGCAUUUUACUACCAGAUCUUGCAAGUGGUAGAGGACUUUCUCAAGCUGAGUUUAGCAGAGAAAGAUCCGAACCUAUCUGGCGCAAAAUCGUCCAUUAAGACGGCUCGGAGCGACUUGACGAAGGAAAUCGAUCACAUCGAGAAGUUAUUGGACGACCCGAAGUUUAUCGACAUAAUUAAUGCAGACGAAGAGGACGCCGGGUUACUGAAACACUUGAAGGCAAGACUGUAUUGUUUGAAAAUACAUUGCGGAAACAUCGACGAAGUGCUCAAGCAACUCAACCAGAACCACUUGAAAGUUGCAUUGGAAUCGCGAACACCCGCGAACCUCAAAAACUUGCUCGUAAUGAUGGAGAAGUCGGAAGAUAGAGAACUGCUUUCCGAUGUUGACAUCGUCGACUUCGAGAGCGUCGGAAUGAAUAUUAUCUACUCGGUCAAAACCGCGAACACCAUUCCCGACGAGCUACGAACCAAGUGCCUCGUGCUCAUAGGCGGAGGUGUCGUAGCGCUAGGAGUAGGUUUGGCCUUCUUCCCCAUCUUUCCGAUGAUGAGCACUCUGGCAGCGACGCUACUAUCUGACGCUGUCGUCGAUCUUGCAAUGGCGGUACUGUUUGGACAAAAAUCCGACGAGACUCUGGGCGAUUACGUCAAAGCAAAAUUCAUCUCCAUGGGCGCGAGCAUGUUAACAUUCGGUAUUGGCGCCAUAGUUCAAGUUGUGAAAGUGAUUAAACUGGUGAUACAGUUGGCCCGGAAAUUUUCGCGCAACGCAUUAAAAAGCUUCGCUCUCAAAUCGUUGGCGAAGGAGAGCGUCAAGUCCGUGCGUCAGCUUCACUCGCGAGUAUCGCAACGUUUGACCGUCGUGAAAUUCAACAGAUUGCCGAACCGCAAACAACUCGCCGAGCUGAAGCGGCUCCUCAACUCUAACCUAACGAAGGAACUGAAAAAUCUGGGCGGAAUGAAGAAACUCGAGAAGCUGCGGAAGAUGGAAUGUCGCGCGAAAGCGAAGAAGUUAUCCGAGCUGUUCAAAGAGGGACUGGUGAAGAUCGGCAAAGAAACGGCACGAAAACUGAAGGAGACCAUCUACAACGACGUGAUAAUACCAACCAUCGCGAGAAAGGUGACCGGAGACCUAAUCGAUAAGAUAAACGCCAUGAUCGAAGAAUCGAUUAGGUCGAACAAGAAGCUGAUGGAGAAGUUGCGGACCAGCGACUUCACCCAAAUCCAAGAGACGGUCGAUCGAUUCGCGGCACAAGAUCUUACAAAACACCAUCCUAUUGUCAACGUUGCAAAUAAACUCCGAGAGAAGAAGCAGAAAAAAGUCGUGGAAUUUUUGAAAGAGGCGCGAGAAUUAACGGAAAAGAACGCGGAACUCAUCAGAUACGUCAAAGGCUUCGCGAACUACCUAGAGAAACAUCUGAAACCGGCCGGCUGCGACAACGACGUUGAAGAUGUCGUCGAGAAGAUCUGCAUAACGCUCCAAGAGAAAAUUUUCUCUUUAUGGUGUAAUAUCUUAAAAUCCAAUAUCGCCAUGGUCGGUUCCAUGGCGAAAGAAACGAAGAAGGCGAUUAAGGACAAGAAGAUUGCUGAUGAGGUCUUAAUCGGCGGAGCCGAAACGGCAUUGCAAGUCGUCGUUCACGUGCACCAGUACUACGCUAUCUUUGGUUUAGUGGAGAACGCCCCACUGGUCGACGUGACAAGACAAUAUAGAAGACUGAGGCUGAUUUAUCACGAUGACCCCACGAAAAGCCAACUUGAAACAUUCGAAAAGGCUUAUCAACACAUCCUGAACACUCACCCCAUGAGGAACAUUUAGCUGUGUAAAAACUUCGUCGUUCUUGGUUUGGAAGAGGACUCUCCCCUGGACGAGGCGACACAAGAAUUUCAACCUGAUUGAUCACCACCGGACCGACGAAAAUAUCAAUUCGCGCUCAAUUUUAAAUUUUUAACGUUCACUGCAGAGACGUUCGGUCUCCACAUGCAGGUUUUGAUCCUUUCAACCGCAAAACAUUUGUUAGUGAUUUGAAAUGUAA
Zophobas morio is the source of this 5812-nucleotide messenger RNA. RefSeq lists its product as uncharacterized. Gene Ontology annotation, molecular function: ATP binding. The record is from RefSeq and is a predicted model, not a curated record. The transcript has 3 exons. Lineage: Eukaryota; Metazoa; Arthropoda; Insecta; Coleoptera; Tenebrionidae. Gene Ontology annotation, biological process: protein targeting; protein import; intracellular protein transport. Gene Ontology annotation, cellular component: membrane. Bases 307 to 5595 code for a protein of 1762 amino acids.